Messenger RNA from Durusdinium trenchii, 2205 nucleotides. NCBI's taxonomy places the organism in Eukaryota, Dinophyceae, Suessiales, Symbiodiniaceae. The record is from the annotation of a GenBank genome assembly.
AGCCUUAGGCCUUAGGCUUCGCUUUAUUCUCAUGAGCCAUGAGUCGCCCAGACUCAGAGGUGUCCAGGCGAACUUUUGCCGGCCGCUGCUGUACAGGUUUCGGCUGGGCUGCGAGCUGUUCGGCUGUCUUGCUAUUCUCAAUCGUCAUUCUUCAAGUCAAUGACUUGAUUCAACUCUUUUGGCUGGGAACACUGGUCAAUGUCGCCCUCUCCGUGACAAAGAUCAUUUUAGCCCAGGUCACUGUGCAGAAGGCCUUAAUGGCAGAUGCUAUUCACGGCUUGGGAGAUACUGCCGCGGAGGUGGUCACAGCUUUUGCCUACAUAGAAGCGGCACGGCCGCCAGAUAAGGAGCAUCCAUGGGGUCAUGGCAAGAUUGAGUCCAUUGGUGCUGUCAUUGUCACGUGCAUCCUUUUGUACAUAUCAUUUUCCAUGGGCUAUGACAGCAUUACUUCGCUUAGACCCAUGCUGGCGGCUUUCCAACAAGGACGUUCAUGCAACGACUCAGCUACAGGAAAGGAGACGCAGAAAGAGGUUCUCACAGCUAACAGAGAGGAAGAGAGACUGGACAGCUCACCGUGCCAACAUGAGACAGGCCUCAACAGACAACUGCGCCGUGCAGCGAUUGCAGUAGGUGUGGCAUCCAUGGUUUUGAAGGAGGCCCUUUACCAUGCAACGCUUGAUGCUGGCGAGCAAGCCCAGUCCAAGCUUGCAGUAGCUACAGCGUGGCAUCACAGAUCAGACUCUUUAGCAGCUGGUGUGGCGCUGACCUCACAACUUGGAUCAGCUCUUGGUGCUUGGCCGGGGCUGGAUCCACUAGGUAGCGGGGUGGUGGCCGCCAUGCUUGGCCACUCUGCGAUCAACAGUCUACAUGACAGUUUAAAUGACCUGUUGGAUUACAACAGUGCAACAGAUCAUGAGGAAGGUGGGGUAGGCGACAAACAUCUGGCUUGCGGUUCCCGCUCCUUGUUGGCCAGGACCAUCACCGGGGUUCAGGGAGUUAGAAAUCACACUUUGAGGACGCGAAGAAUGGGCCCCUUCUGCCUGGUCGACGUGACCAUCGUGGUCGAUGCUCGAAUUUCAGCGUCAGCAGCCUCCAUGAUCGCAGAGUUGGUGCAUGACCAUGUGAUUCACGAUUUCCGCCCCACUGUGACGGAUGUUUUAGUGCAUGUAGAUCCAGAUGGAAGCCCGCAGUCACAUCGGCUGGAGACCCAUUCUGAGGCAAAUACGAUUGCAGAGCAGGUUGAGACCCUCGACAUGCUCAAUCCUGAGGACAUUGAAGCUCAAACUCGAGCAGCAUUGCUUCAGGACGCAGGAGAUCCGGACCUUCCACAGAUCAUCGAGGUCACUGAGCUCCAUAUCUACUAUCACAUGGAGGACCCGGGACCAGAGAAUGACUGGAAGGUGUCUGCUUGCGUUGAUGUUAAGGUAGAUUUCCGCCUGAAGGGCGACACAACGAUUCGAAAGGCCGCUGCUGCUGGGCGUGCAGCCCGUGAACGAGUUCGAGCGGCACUGCCUGGCAUCGUGCGUGAUGUCGAUGCCAAUUUGCAGUUGGACAUUGACUCGUCAGAGGACCGAGCCCCUACACUUUCCCCAGAGGCUCCCAAAGCCUUAUGUCGCCAUCUCUGGGAUCAUGCUUUGGAGGGUCAUGUCACAACAAACUGCUCCUCAACAGUUUGUCUUUCCAAGUCAUCUGCAACUCAUGACACACAUGGUAGCUGGGGUAUCGAACGGGAACAUUGUGCACCUGCUGCGAAGCUAGCAACUUCCGCUCAAGGUGCACGCCUGGCGGAUCAAGAUCGUCAUCUUCGGCAGGUAAAGCUGAUUUGGGAGCGUGGCCCGGAAGCGAGGAAGGUACGAGCUCCUUACUUGCACACUGCAGGUCACGGAGAAAAGAUCACUUGGAAGCAGAUGCCAAGGUGGCACCCCUUGCUGGUGCACUGGGCUCGCCGGCAGCACGACACAAACUCCUCAGUCCGUGAUGCAGAAGGAUGGGCCAAAUUAGCAUAGUUGUACAGCAACCGACGCAGUCGGCCCACGUGUAUGGCGUCACCUGUCGUUGGGUCAGCUGAUGCUAACGAGCAGAAGCCUCCGCACAGUAGGAGAGCAGACUGGAGAUGAGAUCAAAUCAGAUAUUCCUUAGGCAUCCUUAGGCCAUUAGGCUUGCUUGGCCUUGUUGGGACCGUAGCCAUUGAGUAGUAGUACCCCG